This is a messenger RNA of Scleropages formosus (Asian bonytongue), 1034 nucleotides long. RefSeq names its product stathmin-like 4, like (gene stmn4l). Gene Ontology annotation, biological process: microtubule depolymerization; neuron projection development; regulation of microtubule polymerization or depolymerization. The transcript is spliced from 7 exons. The record is from RefSeq and is a predicted model, not a curated record. The coding region runs from base 112 to 600 and encodes 162 amino acids. Gene Ontology annotation, molecular function: tubulin binding. Lineage: Eukaryota; Metazoa; Chordata; Actinopteri; Osteoglossiformes; Osteoglossidae. Gene Ontology annotation, cellular component: neuron projection; cytoplasm.
GCAGCUUUAGGAAGGAGCCGAGCGGAAGAGUGCGACUCUCUCAGGAGGGGAACAACACUCUGAGAUCCCGUGCACAUUCCCGGGUGUCAGACGUUUAAGUGGAGCGACAAGAUGACUCUUACAUCGUACAAAGAGAAGAUGAAAGAGCUCCCCCUGCUUUCCCUUUUCUGCUCCUGCUUGGGCCGUGAGCCUCAGGAGAAGCCUCGCGAAGCAGAAGCCUCUGCAGAUGUCGUGGACCUCAACUGGUGCGUGAUCAGGGACAUGGAGGUCGUCGAGAUGAACAAGCGUGCAUCUGGGCAAGCAUUCGAAGUCAUCCUUAAACCACCUUCCUUUGAUGGUGGUCCUGAAACCAGCAUCUCAUCACCUGACUAUAAAAAUCCAUCCCAGGAGGAGGUCAAGGACAAGCCAGAUGUUGCUGAGGAGAGAAGAAAGUGUAAGGAGGCCGAACUGCAUAGCAACCGAGCUGAAGAGGGGGAGCGGAAAAAUGAAGUUACGCAAAGGCCCGUUGAAGAAAACUUUGUCAAGGUGUCUCGUGUGGAGCAUGAGAAGAACGUGGAGCACUUGCAGGAGAAGGAGAAGCACGCGGAGGAGGUUCCAUGAGGCCCAGCUGGAGUGAAUAUGAAGAUUUCAGAGCAAAUUCAACCAAAGGACUGACUUUAUAGCUCAGUGACAUUUGCUACAACAAUGGACUGUGUUCAACCUUGCUUGAACAGAGCAAGAAGAGGAGAUCUUUCUCGCCAGCAUGGUGACCGAUGAACCACGGGACACGUGUUGAAAACGGUCCUGCCUGGAAAACAUCCCGGAUUUAAAAAACAAAAAAUUCACACUACCUGACUCUGGGGUCCAAGAGAAGGGCCUCUCUGUGCUUUGCUCAUGCGCCAACAGUGCCAACAGUGUGAGAGGCGGUCGAGUGUGCGUCUUAAGAUCUACUCAAAGAGGCCCAGCUGUGCUUGACUGUGCGCGCACGUCUGGGUGUGUGUGUGUGUGUGUGUGUGUGUGAGUGAUUGAGUUUUAGUGAGUGCACACUUCCUUCA